Molecule: messenger RNA, 4901 nt
Organism: Xenopus tropicalis (tropical clawed frog)
Lineage: Eukaryota; Metazoa; Chordata; Amphibia; Anura; Pipidae
Product: up-regulator of cell proliferation
Exons: 1
Coding region: 29-4759 (1576 amino acids)
Cellular component (GO): nucleus; cytoplasm
Molecular function (GO): GTP binding
Source: RefSeq, a predicted model, not a curated record
UAUGGCAUCAUGGUAAUCUAUUAUUUUCAUGUGUUCCCCUAGAAACCCUAGAGGUUUGUGGUGUGUCAUGAUGGCAAAUCCCAAUAUGAAUCGAUAUGGCGCCUCCAAGUUCAACCUUCAAAAUAUCUUGGAAAUUGGACCACUGAGUAUUAAUGAGGUGCACCCUGCGACUGAGGAAGAUCGUCUGUGGACAUUCCUGAGAAGGCUUAUGGCCCUUAACAAGGAGGCAAGGAAUGCUGGGUGUCUGAGAAGUAGUGAAGAUAUUCCAAAUCAAGAUAUCUUCAAAGAGUUUGAGCUUGAUGAUGAUGAUAAUCCUACAGACUCUAUGCAUCCUCUUGACAUCCUAUGUGCUGUCCUCCAUAAAUCUAAUUCAGUUUUACAACAGGAGAUUACAUCGAAAAUGUGUAUGUGUCAGUUUGCCAUUCCACUACUGCUCCCUGCGGGUGAUGGACCAGGCUGCACCUUCAUGCUAUGGGCAAUUAGAGAUAUUGUAAAGAGGUGGAGACCUCAUUCAUUAGCAGAGACCAAAGGGUUUAAAGAGGACAGUGUGGUGAACAUCUCCAUGCCUAUAUUUUCUUUUGUGAGACUGGGCCAAAACAAAAUGUCCAAAUCUAAAACCCUCAAUCAAGUGCUCAGCCCAGCUCAGCAAGGUCAUAGCUUCUUUAUACACGACAACAUGGAGGGCGGAGACAUUCAGAAGAAGAUCUCCAGUGGGUUAGUUGAAAUAUCAUGGUAUUUUCCUGCAGGGAAAGAAACUUCUGAUAUUUUCCCAGAGCCCAUUGCAGUUACGAAUCUUCGUGGUGAUUUGGGCUCUAACUGGACCCAGUUCCAUUUCUUAAUGCAAGUCUCAUCUGCUGUGUUUAUAUUUGCCAAUAGUAUUUCUGAGAAUGAUUAUAAACUGUUAUCCAGCUUUAGAGGUUUUGAGACGGGUGUCUCUUUCAUUAUUAGUCCCAGUAGUGAUAAACAUGAAAAUAAGAAGUCCUUGGGUUUUCUCAAAAUGUUGAUUUCUAUGCUAAAUAUUAACCCAGCACAUAUAAUAAACAAGGAAAAGAUCAAUGAGACACAACUCGUCAAAAGGUUGCAAAACAUUAUAAGUGACCUUAUGAAGAAUUCUUGUACGAGAGUAAAACUUGAAGACAUGUCAGGUGAAGCUAUCAAGCUUGGAAUCAAGGUAGAUGAGAGUGCUGAAGAAUUUCAGAAAGCAAAGAAAUGGGCCAUGGGAAUUACGAAUGAGAUUGGUGAUGUGGUAGAGUAUAAGAGAAAGAACAUGAAGCUACAAGGACAGCUGUGGAAAGAACUGUCCCAGUUAGAGAAGGAGUUUUGCAGAAUGAAGAAACAAGGACUUCAAAAUGCUGAAGACUAUAGGUGUCAUCUGAAAAAGAAGCGUUUACUGCUACACCAGGAGCAGAACAAACAGGACCUGCCCGACGGUAUGAAUAAGUUCAUAACUGCAAUGACUCAAUUAUCUGACGCUGAGAAGGUUAAUUUUUUAAAAUGGAUGAAAUUUAGUCUUGAUUCAAUAUCUAGAGAUGUUAUGUCAACCUUGCACGCUAAGUACAGUCAGAUUUAUAGUAAAAGAGUAAGUGACCAUACAGAGCUAAAGGAGAUAGAUUGUUUGAUAUCUGGUAGUUCUUUGGGAGUUGAACACUUUCUACGUGAGAUGGGGCAGUUUUAUGAGUCGGAAUGUGCACUCAUCAGAGAAAAGCUGAUUAAUAUAAACCAGAGGAAGUUUAGCAAACUCCCUGAAAUUGCUGCAAAGCUCCUGCUGGAUGGCUUCCCAUUGGAACUGAUAGAUGGAGAUGCCUCCAAUGUCCCUAUGCAUUGGAUAACAGAUAUUUUGACUGAACUGGACAACAUGACAGGAAAGGGAUGGAAAUUGAGAGUAAUCUCUGUGCUGGGAGUGCAGAGCACAGGGAAAUCCACCCUCCUGAACACCAUGUUUGGGCUGCAGUUCCCUGUGGCCAGUGGGAGAUGCACACGAGGAGCCUUCAUGACACUGAUUAACGUGAAAGAAGACUUCAGAGAGGAAUUGGGCUGUGAGUUUAUCCUAGUGAUUGACACUGAAGGUCUGAAGGCUCCAGAACUUGGACCUCUAGAGGACAGCUAUGAACAUGAUAAUGAGCUGGCAACUCUAGUGGUUGGGCUGAGUGAUAUCACAGUAAUCAACAUGGCUAUGGAAAAUAUAGUAGAAAUGCGGGACAUUUUGCAGAUUGUUGCUCAUGCCUUCCUCAGAAUGAAAGAAAUUGGGAAAAAACCCAUUUGUCAGUUUGUCCAUCACAACUGCAGUGACGUGUCUGCUCCUGAAAAGAACAUGAGAGACAGAGUGAAACUGUUGGAACAGCUGAACGAUAUGACUAAAGUGGCAGCAAAGAUGGAGAAAAAGAGUGGAAUCACUUCUUUCAGUGAUAUAAUGACCUAUAAUCAUGAGACAGACAACUGGUACAUUCCAGGGCUCUGGUAUGGGGUCCCACCCAUGGCUUCUGUAAACACAGGAUACAGUGAAAAUGUUGAUUCACUAAAAAGACAUUUGUUUCACCUACUUAAACAACUGAAAGGCAUUCAGAAUCCGCAGAGUAUUAUUGAACUUACAAUAUGGAUAAAUAGCUUGUGGAGUGCAGUGAAGCAUGAAAAAUUCAUCUUUGCCUUCAAGAAUAGCCUGGUGGCAGAAGCGUAUGACAAACUUGCUGUAAAAUACUCCGAAUGGGAGUGGGACUUCCGCAAGCAACUUCAUACCUGGAUCAUGAAGGUAGAGACAACCAUCACCAAUCAGCCAGCUGAUAAAAUACAACCAGACACAGAAGUGAGGUUAAAGAGCAAAGUAUCUGAAAUUUUAAAAAACGAAGAAACAAAUAUGCUAAAAUCAAUAGAAGAUUAUUAUAAAAGCUCAACUGGAAACGUCCAUCUGAUUGAACGUUACCGAGAAGAAUUUUUAGCAAGUGUGAGAUGUCUCAGGCAGGAGCUCGAAAACUCAACAUCUAAUAAAAUUGAGGAGAUUAUUAGACGGAAAAAAUCUAACGAUCAGUUCCAAGUCGUCCAGAACAAAUACCAGAAAGUCAUUGAGGAUAAAGUCAGCGGUCUUGUCAUAGAGUGCAGACAGAACAAAAAUAUUGGAAAGAAGAAAGCAAAAGGCAUGUUUGAAACAAUGUGGAGAAAAGCAAUCUCGGAAUUGCCAAAGUGUCAAAUAAAGAAACUCAACGUCAGUCAAGAGAUGCUCGGGCAUCUUAUUAAGGAUAUGGACAAUAAGGGAGCUGUCAUAAAGGAGAGGUUACUUAAUGUAAAAAACUUAUCUCAGUAUGGAAAACAACCUUUCCAGAUGGAUAAGGAUUACAUAGCUGGAAACUGGAAUCCGUUAGUCAUCAUUAAAGAAUAUUUCACCAGUGCUUCCCAUAACAAGAUAGACGAACUGGCUAGAUCUCUGGUGAGAAGAUGUGAUGAUUAUGUUACGGAACAAAUUAACAAAAAAAAUGCCUAUGAUAGCAUAUAUUGCCAUGAACUGCUCAACAUGGUCAAUAAGAGACUCAGGGAGAAAGAUGUUCUGAAUCUACCCACAACACAUUUGUUUGAGUUGGACAUUAAACUGAAUAUUUUGGGAAGUGCAGCCCUGAAACUACAAGCGAUGCACAACAACUUUGUACAGGAAAAUGAUCCAAAACUUUUUCUCGAAAAACUCAAACCCUACUACUUGGCAAGCCUUCAAAAUAUUUUCCACCGAGAAAAAGAUGAACGUCAAAGUAGAGCUCAACGUUUUUGUGAGCUGUGCCUGAAGCCAGCUCUGGUGGAGCACAUCAACAGGCAUCUUGGGAAAGCAAUCGUCGACGAUAUUUUUCACAGUGGAAAUUUCAAAGAGUUCUCUAGCAGUCGCCAUUUCCAGUUUGCUGUGCUCAAGAACCUUCUAGAAGAGAAAGACUUUCACCAGUAUCUAGGCUAUAUUAACUAUUAUGAGAAGUUUGUGAAAUCUUGGAUAACAAAAACAAUGCUGAAAAAGUAUGAAAAGUCCAAAGAACUCGAGACUUUACAAAUAAACAUCCUGUCUAGCAUCUGCAAGAAAGUCACGGACGUUCUCAAAGAACUCAGAUCAGUAGGGCUUCUCACCACUUCUGACUUUUUACAAGAAUUUUGCAAGAAGCUUAGAAAUGAUCUGGUCAUUUCACAGAACAAAAUCCUUGUAGUCAUUUUUCAGAUUGAAGAUGACAUUCAGAGUUUUUCAGAUGGCAUUCAGCUGUAUCUCACUGAGAUAGAAAAACAAUUAGCAUCAGAAAUGAAAUCUUCCAGUACCGAAUCGGUGCUUUCCAAGUCACCACUCAACCCCGUGGAUGCAGUGUUCAAGUCUGUCUGUGGCUGUUCAAAAUGUUGUCCAUUCUGUAAAGUUCCCUGUGAGGCCUCGGGUAGUGACCAUGUGAUGCACUUUGCAUCUGCUCAUAGACCCAAGGGUUUGGCCAAAUGCACCUGGAAAACAAAUGGCUCUCUUGCUACCUCCAUAUGUUCUACUGAUGUUGUUACUGAACUCCAAUUUGUAAGCCCAGAAACAGAUUGGAAACCUCAUCCCUACAAAGAAUUCCAAACCAUCUACCAAGACUGGACCAUUCAGCCUUCAGACUCUGGGGAAUCGUUUCAUUACUGGAAAUACAUCUUUAAAGAGUUUAACAAAGAGUUUGCAGAUGCCUAUUUGGCAGAAACAGCUAAGUUGGCAGAAGACUGGAAGGUUCUGACUGCCGAGGAAGCUCUGAGAAGCCUAGAAGAAACAUUUUUCAUGAAGUAAAAAGUAAAACACAGUUAACCUGUUUUUCUUCUUACAUUGUCCUCCCAAAUUCAUUGCAUCAUUGUGCUUUGGUAUCUUCUACAAACAUAGUAACAUAGUAAGUUAGGUUGAAAAAAGACGUAGGUCCAUCACGUUCAACCAU